ACAUCUUGGGGUGUUUUACCCAUUCGCUUUCCCGCAAAAUCUCCCUUUCUUCACCCCCGAUCCCUUGCUCCCAAUUCCGUCGCUCUGCGGAAAUCGGAUUCCUCCGGCGAGCAAAAUCCGGCCGGCGCCGAUCGUCCCUCGCCUCCUCCGAUUCGAAUCAGGUUCUGGUAACAAGUGUUGAAGAGUUGUGCAUAGGACACGCGGUCUGAGAAUCUCGUUAUUUCAUUGUAGCACUUGCUGGAGGAUCCACUGGAAUAUUUGUUUGGUUAUGGAUUUCUGUAAUUAGAGUGACUAGUUAUGUACUGGCCAUUUUGAUGAAAGUCUGGGACUUCCGUCUGAAGGAAGUUGCAGUAACUGUCAUUAAUGGGUGUCCAAUACUUAUCCAUCUCCGGUGUCUGCACGGUCCUGAGCUUUUUGGGCCUUCAAUGGUGGGCACAGAAUUUAAUAGAGAAAUUUAAAUUGGAUGGGCUGAUUGGAGAGAGCAUCGUCAAAUCAGAUAAUGCCAAUCACGUGCUUGAUCUCUUAUUGAGUUCUUCCACCACUGUUGCCCUGCUGGCAACUUUUAUUCUCAGUGCCUUCACUCUACUUGUUUUGUCCUUGAAGUCUAUAUUCUUCUCAGAGCUGUCAUCCUCUGAAACUCGAAAACUGUUGGAACGAUUGGGAAACUACCUUAUUUACAAGGGAACAUUUCUACCUUUAGUACUUCCUCCAACAUUGUUUCAUUUUUGCCUAUGGUCAACCUGGUUGACUGUUCUAUGUUCUCUAAAGAUGUUUCAAGCUUUGGCUAGAGAUCGCCUGGAAAGAUUGAAUGCUUCUCCUUCUACAACACCGUGGGCAUAUUUUCGUGUAUAUUCAGUGUUAUUGGUGGUUCUGACUGUUGAUGUGUUCUGGAUUAGACUUUCUCUAAUGAUUCACAAAACAUUGGGGUCUUCGAUGUUCUUGUUGCUACUUUUUGAGCUCUUCUGUGUUAUUUUUGAAACACUUCAGGCCAUUGUGGUUCAUGGAUUCCAGCUUCUUGACAUCUGGGUAAAUCAUUCGGCAGGAAACAGCAGUGGUUGCCGAAUGUUUAAGUUUAUAGAUACAUCUGCGGCAGGUGCAUUAUGGGAAUGGAAGAGCUUUCUGAUUAGAAAUCUUGGUUUUGUCCUUGACAUGGCAACUUUAUUGACUGCUGUGGGGCAUUAUGUGCUUAUCUGGUUGCUUCGUGGCAUGCCACUACAUAUAGUGGAUGUGGUUCUAUUCUUAAAUAUACGUGCCUUACUAAGUGCGAUCAUCAAACGUGUGAAGGGGUUUAUUAAACUGAGAACUGCAUUGGCUACUCUUCAUGCUGCCCUUCCUGAUGCAACAUCUGAAGAGCUCCAAGCAUACGAUGAUGAAUGUGCCAUCUGCAGGGAACCCAUGGCCAAGGCCAAAAGGCUCCACUGCCGGCACCUCUUUCAUCUUGGUUGCUUGAGAUCUUGGUUGGAUCAAGGUCUUAAUGACGCUUAUUCGUGCCCCACUUGUCGAAAGCCGCUUUUUGUUUCCAUAUCUGAGAAUGAAGCAAGCCCUAGCAGUGAAGUUUUGAGUGAUGAACAGCUUGCUCGCCAGUUAAGUGUAGGUCUUGAUGGACAAAAUUCUUCUGAGAAUGUGCUGCCACCAGGACUAUUUCCCAGUCAGACUCAGAAUCCUAUGGAUGAAGGAACUUGGAGAAAUGCCGGACUGAACUCAGGUUGGCUGAAUUCUUGGCCAAGCCAUGGUGUUGAUGGUGCUGGCCCCUCCUCCACUGCCAUGAGAUCAGUUGGACUGGGGAGGGUUCAGAUGAUGAUGAGGCAUCUUGCUUCCAUUGGAGAUACAUACAGCCAGUCUGCUCUUGACGAUGCUGGCUGGGGUAUUUGGCCUACUAAUCUCUCUCAUGCUGGUCCCUCUGGUUCACUUGCUUCUGGUGCUCCUACUGUUGGAAGACAUCCUGGAGCCACUGGUGGUCUACAUUUGAGAACUACCUUGCGUUCUGCAAAUGAUGACAUUGCAAAUAUACUAACAAUGGCUGAAACAGUUCGAGAGGUUUUACCACAUAUUCCAGAAGAGAUGAUUUUUCAGGAUUUGCAGCGAACAAAUUCUGUGACUGUAACUGUGAAUAAUCUUCUCCAGAUCUAAAUGCAUUGUAUCAUAACCAAAAUGCUACAGCUCGUCAAAACACAAAUUCGGAGACUUCAGCGGCAUUCAUCCAUCUAAGUUCGAGCAUAAAUUUCGGAGCUUGUUCUCUUCCAAAUGUUUAAUAAGCCUCAGUCUUUGUAUAUAGAGACAGCUUGAUCUUGUGCUUCAUAAAGUAAAGUAGUUCAAGUACCCUUUUUCCUGUGUAUGUCUGAGAGUGGAAUGCUACAAGCACGCAUUGUACUAGUUGACAAUGAUGAAGUAUGCCGUAUACAUUCCAUCACAAAGGGCGCAAUCCGGUUUCACGGAAUGCGCAUCCCUGUAAAUCUCAAUAAAUUGGGUGUGUACUAAUCUCGAUGUCAAAGGACAUUCAUACAAGUGGAAGUCAGUUAGAAAAUUCUCCAAUCCUUCAA
Molecule: messenger RNA, 2540 nt
Organism: Eucalyptus grandis
Lineage: Eukaryota; Viridiplantae; Streptophyta; Magnoliopsida; Myrtales; Myrtaceae
Product: E3 ubiquitin protein ligase RIN2
Exons: 13
Coding region: 364-2130 (588 amino acids)
Biological process (GO): protein ubiquitination; ubiquitin-dependent protein catabolic process; positive regulation of plant-type hypersensitive response
Cellular component (GO): plasma membrane; cytosol; ubiquitin ligase complex
Molecular function (GO): ubiquitin binding; ubiquitin protein ligase activity
Source: RefSeq, a predicted model, not a curated record